AUGCUUGUUGCUCCUCCAGAGGUUAUUGCUAGUUGGCCAAAACCAAAUUAUGUCAAUCCUGAACAUCAAGGCCCUCAUUUGACGAUUAUCGUCCUCAGUAGCUUUGCCAUCUCGUCUGCUGUGGUGGCAUUACGAACAUACGUCCGAGUUAAAAUCAAGAAGAAUGCCGGUUGGGAUGACUGGCUCAUGCUGAGCACGCUGGUAUGA
Messenger RNA from Trichophyton benhamiae CBS 112371, 207 nucleotides. RefSeq lists its product as uncharacterized. Lineage: Eukaryota; Fungi; Ascomycota; Eurotiomycetes; Onygenales; Arthrodermataceae. The transcript has a single exon. The record is from RefSeq and is a predicted model, not a curated record. The coding region runs from base 1 to 207 and encodes 68 amino acids.